Molecule: messenger RNA, 1416 nt
Organism: Mauremys mutica (yellowpond turtle)
Lineage: Eukaryota; Metazoa; Chordata; Testudines; Geoemydidae
Gene: C1H11orf65
Product: chromosome 1 C11orf65 homolog
Exons: 9
Coding region: 196-1158 (320 amino acids)
Source: RefSeq, a predicted model, not a curated record
UCCCACUGUUGGUGCCACGACUACACAGCCACGUUGCUAGUGAAGACAUGCUCUAAGUUCUCCAAAGUACUACCCUAGGUAGUAGACAAGGGAAAAUGAAGUAGAUAUUAUUCAUUAAGAUUUCCAAUACAUUUCAAACAUAUGGAUAUAGGCAAAUAAAAUAAAAACCCAUUUCUACCCUACAGGCAUUUGUAAAUGCCAAUGGAAGAAGACAAAUGGAACCAGGCUGCAAGAGUCAUUCAGAGGUGCUGGAAAAGAUGUAUUAAUGUCCGUGUCUUUCGAUACUACAAAGAACUAAUAGGCUUUAGAGGAGUUGGGGACCCCCAUCUUCUGAUGAAAUGCAUUGACCCUAGAGAGGCAGAGUUACUAGAUGCUGCAGCAGGUGUUUAUGUCCGAUUCAGACUAGGUGGUACUAAAUAUCCUCCAAGUAUAUAUUACAAAAUAUUCACUCAUAGACCCAUUGUGGAUAUGUGUGCUAACAGCCCUAAAGAUUAUUCAAAGCCAGCAUACAAACAGCUGGUGCCAGAGGCUAUUCAUGGAAAGAUUUGGAAAGAUGACCACAGUGGCUGGUACAAGCGUGUGGAGAAUAACGGUUGGAGACUUCUUUCGAUCAGAUUUUGGAGGACUAUAGAUCCUGUAACUGAUGAGGACAACACAAAGGAAAAGGAAUUCCAUUACUCUAAGCUGAAGAGGAAACAAGACAUUGACCGGAGAAGAAAAAGGAGAAAAAUUGAAUGGAUGACAAAAAUGUAUUAUGCAGGAAGCUUGCGGGUCAAAACAGAGGACCCAACCACUGCAAUCUUAAUUCAGAGAAGUGCAGAAGGCAUCGUCAAUGCUGUUGAGAAAGGAGGAACAGACAAUGUAAUGGAAUGGGAAGUGGAUGAACUGUUGGAAUGGACAAAUGCACUUAACUUUGAAGAAUAUAUUAGCCAGUGGAAAGAAAUUGCAACAAGCAACUCAUCAGCUAACUACCAGGGUUUCCAGUUUAUUGUAUCACAACAUGAUCCAUGUGAAUUCUCACAGCUACCCCAUGGAAACAUCCAGGAAACACCAACCCCUAAUCCAUUACCUUUAAAUGAAACAGACUUCAAGCCAGGGACAUUUAUAACACCAUUAAACUCACCUUGUAAUCUCCCAAUGGGUAACAAUUCUGAAUGAUAAUUUUGCUCCUAUUCAUUAGAAUACUAUUUUGCUCUACUUCAAUUUGAUAUGAUAUGGAGCUAUAGUUUCAGCAGUUAGAGCUGACUAAACAAGAAAUCUGCAUGUAAAACACAAAUGUGCUGCAUGAUUCUCUCCUCUAUAAAAACAAAUUACAACAGUAUCCAAAACUGGUUUGAAUCAGUCAUAAUGUGCUAAUAAUAACCUCCCCUACUUUUCUCCCUCUUCUAGAACACCUACAUUCUAUACAAUAUAAUU